Messenger RNA from Phlebotomus papatasi, 3146 nucleotides. RefSeq names its product neuropeptide-like 1 (gene Nplp1). NCBI's taxonomy places the organism in Eukaryota, Metazoa, Arthropoda, Insecta, Diptera, Psychodidae. The transcript has 6 exons. The record is from RefSeq and is a predicted model, not a curated record. The coding region runs from base 233 to 1573 and encodes 446 amino acids.
GUAGCAGUCGCGCGGGAAUCCUCAAAACAAAGAGAGACAUCUAAUCUGAGGUGUCCCAUUUAAACGUUUCUUAUUACAAUUUCCUCACUAACAUCUCUAUAAUCUCCAGAUAAAAGUGUCUUUAUCACCAUCAAUUGCAGUUGAUUGUUCAGAAAAAAAGGAUCCAUUGAAAGAACUGAAAGUUCCGUUGUGGUCUAUUGAGAAAAGUGCUUCAUUUGUGCGUCUGUGAAAGAUGGGAAAGAAUAAACUGUUCUUUUCCACACGACUUCUAUUUCCUACAGCAGCAACACUGUGUCUUCUCAUUCAAUCUGUUCAUCCACAGGCACCCCAAACUGGAGUGAUAAGCCCAUGUGUCUUGGAUCAAAUUCUCAAUCUCAUCUCAGCGCCAGAUGAAGGUUAUGAUAUACACAGAGUAGCACUACGAAAUCGAUUGAGGAGUAUUCUUGAGAGGGCUUUAGACGAAAGUGACUAUCAGACGUUGGACAAUGGGGGGAAUGAGGGUGACUUCUUGGCUGACAAGCGUGCUGUCAAUUCACUCGCACGUGCUGGAUUGUUCAAAUUAAGGAAUUCAGGCUCGGUGCUCAGAACAGGUGGAUAUCAAGGCACAGGUGGAUAUCAGCGCACAGGUGGUAACACUAGGGGUGGAGGCAAACGGAGUCUUGCGAGUCUUGCUAAGGCAGGGCAGUUGCCAUCGAAAGAACCGGAUGCAGAAAUUGCACCCUCCUCCAAUUGGUUCUCGAAUAAACGUAAUGUUGGUGCUCUAGCUCGUUCAGGAAAUCUCAACAUGAGCGGUAAGAGGAAUCUCGCAGCUCUUGCUCGAGGAAAUCUCUUGCCACAGAGCAAGAGGGAAUGGAUUGAAGAGGAACGUAGGAGUAUUGGUGCUCUGGCCAGAGACUGGGCUCUGCCUAAUCAGAAAAAUAAGGAUGAAGAAGAGGAAGAACUGAAAGAAAAGAGGAAUAUUGGAGCUCUAAAGAAUUCACCUAUUCACGGAAUACGACAGAAACGACAGGCAUCUUACACUGAUUUUGCUGAUGGUGUCUUUGAAGUGCCAGAACCAGUUGUUCAAACAUCUCCAGUUGACUAUGAAGACAUUCUUGAGUCUCUCAAUAGUCUCAAUCCUAAUGCACAUUUUGAAGAAAAGCGUUAUCUUGGUUCUAUGGCCAGAAAUGGAUGGCUGCGGUCAUUUAGGCCAAAGGACAAACGCCACAUAGGUUCAUUGGCGCGAUUUGGUCUCUUGCGGUCCGACUUGGAGUCCGGUGUCCGGCAGAUGCCAUUGCGGGGACCUCAGGAGAAACGACAUAUUGGAGCGCUCGCUAGGUCUGGGUGGUUUUCUUCGUCCUUUAGACCCGCUAGAGGAGGUCGCUUUAGUCGAUCGGGCAGGGCGAGGUCUCAAACAGACGGAUUUUCCCUCCAACCCGACCGACUUCAGCAACCUAUCGCCAGCGCGUGUAGACGAUGCACUCCUCUCUUUCUCCAGCGCACAAGUUGGGCAGCACCAGGCCUCCAACACUGGGGUACACCACCUAGACUUACCGCCAAUUGGCGCCGCAGCCUCCGGAAGCCAUUCUAUUGAACUGCCACAGACUGUGUCCGCGGAUGAGAUUGUGGCAGAAGCACCCAUCUGGUCUGAUUUGGACACCAAUGAUAUUGACUCAAAUGAUGUAAUCGACUACUAUCCAUUGCCAGCAUUUGAGUGUAUCAACUGUUACCCCCCAUUAUUGUACUAAAAUACCGCAAACGAAAAUACCUUUUCCUGGUGCAGCUGGAGUAAAGUCCUUAAAAUAAUGCUUCUUAUCUCUGCAUCAUCUGCCCCCAUUACAUUAGCUUUAAGAUUCUUAUUAAAUCUCUUGAGACAAUAAGAAAGAAGACAUAAAAAUGACAUAUUUUACUAAUAUUUAUGCUUAUACGUAUUCACGGUAUUCACACAUUUUAGACUCCUAUCUCUCAAGAAUCUCUACGUCAUCUCGUGACAAGAACAAAUCCCCGCAGAAGAUAAUGAUAUAAAAGGAAGUUUAGGAAUUUGUAAAGCCAUAUCUAAUAAUUUCAUAUCACAGUGAAAUUCCAAAUCAUAUCAAUUAUCUUUCCUUUGACAAGAUGAUGAAAUGGUAAACUUUUUAAAUAAGCUGUCUUCUGAUAUGAGAUUACAAGAAACUUUUUUACGUUGUCUUCACGCAAAGAAUUCUCUCUCUCCGUUCUUCCAUUUAAAAAAUAAAGGACUCCUCUCCUGAAGAGCCUUACGGCUGGAAUAAGGACUUUCCAGGGGAUGAGUUUUAUUAAAAAAAAAAAAAACAACGCAACACAAAGAAUUUAAUGAAUGGAACACAACGUAUUCCCCCUAACGUCUAUAAAAAUCUUUUACAAACAUCCUACAAUCAUUUUGCAUCUUCACUAAAUUUAAAUUUAAAUAAAUGUGUAUUUUAUGUAACAUAAGACAAUAAUUGUAUAAGGAGAGUCACUAAAGGCCGAGAAAAGAGUAUAUAAAAAAGUAUCCAAAAAAUCAAUGACAAUACAUGAAAAAAGAAUACGAAAAAAAAAUCUAUAUAAGGUAAAGUACUCUUUAUUCGACCGGUUCCUCUAUUCGACCGGUAGAUUUAUUUAUUCAAUUUAAUUAUAUUUGCUAUAAUAUUUUGUGUAUGAUCUAACAUUAAUAGGUCAAUUAUUCUUUAAAUAAUACGAAUCAGUGACAAAUUCAUAGAAAUUGAUGAAAUUCACCAUCAAAUAUUCAAAAAUUGACCCACCGGUCGAAUAGAGGAACCCGGUCGAGUAAGGGUACUUUACCUUAAAAAAUGUUAGCAUUAUUAGUAAGAUUUUAAGAUAUAAAUUCAAAUGAACUUUUGCUGUGUUUGACAAUUCCAAUUUACAAAAAAAAAAUAUACUUAAGUAUGAAAUGAAAAAGAGAAUGAUAUAUAGCUCAGAUCAUAUAGUAUUGUUGAAAGUUUAUCGAAGAUAUAAGUAUUGGAAACAAAUUACUAAAUUCUGAUGAGUUGGACAAUAAAAAAAAUGUAUUAGACAAUAAUCCAUGUAAAAUUUAUUCAGAACAAUGAUAAAAUUACUUUCUGAGCAUAAAUAAUAUUUUACCCAUAAAGAAACAAAUAUGUAUUUUAAUUGUACUUUAAAUGAAAAGCAUAAAAUAUACUUCAAUCGUC